Messenger RNA from Mus caroli (Ryukyu mouse), 1880 nucleotides. It is a transcript of the gene Prkag3, whose product is annotated as protein kinase AMP-activated non-catalytic subunit gamma 3. Gene Ontology annotation, cellular component: nucleus; cytoplasm; nucleotide-activated protein kinase complex. Gene Ontology annotation, biological process: regulation of catalytic activity; protein phosphorylation. Lineage: Eukaryota; Metazoa; Chordata; Mammalia; Rodentia; Muridae. Gene Ontology annotation, molecular function: protein kinase binding; protein kinase regulator activity; AMP binding. The record is from RefSeq and is a predicted model, not a curated record.
GGCCGCAUGGAGCCCGAGCUGGAGCACACUAUGCCUGGGACCCUGACCUGGAGCCACAGUGGGGGUCCAGAGAGUCAAGAGAUGGACUUCUUAGAACAAGGAGAAAACUCAUGGCCCUCACCAGCUGUGGCCACCAGCUCAGAAAGAGCCUGUGCCAUACGGGGAGUCAAGGCUUCCAGAUGGACGAGACAGGAGGCUGUAGAGGAAGCAGAGCCACCAGGUUUGGGAGAAGGUGCCCAGUCCAGACCAGCUGCUGAGUCCACCAGGCAGGAGGCCACAUUCCCAAAGGCCACACCCUUGGCUCAAGCUGUUCCCUUGGCUGAAGCGGAGACCUCCCCCACAGGGUGGGACCUGCUCUUGCCCGACUGUGCAGCCUCAGCAGUGGGCUCCAGCACAGGUGACCUGGAGCUGACCAUAGAGUUCCCAGCCCCAGAGGCCUGGGACUGUGAGCUGGAAGGCCCGAGGAAGGACAGGCCUCGUCCUGGUCCAUCCCCACAGGUCCCACUUCGCGGCCUGAGUUGGGAUGACGAACUUCAGAAGCCCGGAGCCCAGGUCUACAUGCACUUCAUGCAGGAACACACCUGUUAUGAUGCCAUGGCUACCAGCUCCAAACUGGUCAUCUUUGACACCACGCUGGAGAUAAAGAAGGCUUUCUUUGCCAUGGUGGCCAACGGUGUGAGGGCAGCUCCUCUGUGGGACAGCAAGAAGCAGAGCUUUGUGGGUAUGCUCACCAUCACUGACUUUAUCCUGGUGCUGCACCGGUACUACAGAUCCCCCCUGGUCCAGAUCUACGAGAUUGAAGAGCAUAAGAUUGAGACCUGGAGGGAGAUCUACCUACAAGGCUGCUUCAAGCCUCUAGUCUCCAUCUCUCCCAAUGACAGUCUGUUUGAAGCUGUCUAUGCCCUCAUCAAGAACCGAAUCCACCGCCUGCCGGUCCUGGACCCGGUCUCCGGCACUGUGCUCUACAUACUCACACACAAGCGGCUACUCAAGUUCCUGCAUAUAUUUGGUGCCCUGUUGCCCCGGCCCUCCUUCCUCUGCCGCACUAUCCAAGACUUGGGCAUCGGCACAUUCCGAGAUUUGGCUGUAGUUCUGGAAACAGCUCCUGUCCUGACUGCGCUGGACAUCUUUGUGGACCGACGUGUGUCUGCACUGCCUGUGGUCAAUGAAUCUGGUCAGGUAGUGGGCCUCUACUCCCGCUUUGAUGUCAUUCACCUGGCUGCCCAGCAAACCUACAACCACCUAGACAUGAGUGUGGGAGAAGCUCUGAGACAGAGGACACUGUGUCUGGAGGGAGUUCUCUCCUGCCAGCCCCACGAGAGCCUAGGUGAAGUCAUUGACAGGAUCGCACGGGAACAGGUGCAUAGGCUGGUGUUGGUGGAUGAGACCCAGCAUCUUCUGGGCGUGGUUUCCCUCUCUGACAUACUUCAAGCACUGGUACUCAGCCCUGCUGGCAUCGAUGCCCUCAGCGCCUGAGACCUGAGUCCUCACACCCAAGCCAUCUUCUUCGCCUGAAAACCAACGAAAGGAUCUUGGAACUUGAAGGGGAAUUGGCCUUCAUCUUCUCUCACCCCCAUCUGCUGGCUCUGCUCUGGUACAGGCUCUCCAGCCUUCCCUGAUUGUCCUUGCUACCUAUACUCUCAGAAGCCUUUGGGCAUGCCCAGUGCACCAGGACGAUGAAAGAACAACAGAGUCAAGCCUGCAAGUCCCUGAACCAGAGACCCUGCAGUCAGUCAUGGAUCAUCUGUGUGUCCUGUCCCUGCUUACUCUUUUCCCUGCUCCUGGAUCAGGGCUGAGCUCAGUGGGGCAGUGAGCCUGCGGCCUAUGGAUUUAGAUAGGGGCCUGAAAUGCUUGGUUUCUGGACCAGGUACACUUGUGUU